Paramuricea clavata is the source of this 303-nucleotide messenger RNA. NCBI's taxonomy places the organism in Eukaryota, Metazoa, Cnidaria, Anthozoa, Malacalcyonacea, Plexauridae. The record is from the annotation of a GenBank genome assembly.
AUGAAAAAGCUGAGCAAUUCAGAUGUAUUAAAGAAUUUGGAUGAGAAAUUAAAGCAUCUUGAGCCAGCGGAACGAGAAGAUUUAAGGAAAAUUAUUGGUGACUACAAGCAUCUGUUUCCAGAUGUUCCAUCUAGAACUGAAAUGAUAUAUCAUGAUGUUGAAAUCGAGGACACUGCAAGACCAAUCAAACAACACCCGUACCGGCUUAACCCUAUGAAACAACGAUAUUUACAAGACGAAAUAAAUUACCUCCUGGCGAAUGACAUUAUCGAGCCCAGUAACAGCAACUGGAGUUCUUCUUGA